GCCUUAGAUCCUGCUUAGAUCAUACAAUAUUAUUAUUCAUGCAUGAUAGCAUGAUAUAAACAACAUAGUAAUAUAGAAUGAUCGGAAAAGUCCAGAUUUUGUCCAAGGCCGCGCAGUCCGUCACCCACUUACCCGUAUUAUCAUAUUGAUCAUUAAAUUAUUAUUAUUAUAAUACUAUACACUACGGCAUGCGCUUAUCGAAAGGUACUGUCAAAAAGUUACGAUCAUUCCUUGUUUUUAUAUCAUGCAUUAGUAUAAUGGUGAUCAUGACGUAUACUAUGCAUAGACAAAAGUUUAUAAAUUUAUCCAAGGCUUUAGAAAGACCCAUUGGGUAAUAUUGCCCUAUGGAAAGACCGCACCACCCACCCGCAUCCCAAACCGUUGUUACGUAUUUCCGUCCAUUAGUAUAGGUCCAUCGUGAUAAGGUCUGAAGUUCAAUAUUAUUAUCAUUAUUUAUUGUUAUUAUUGUGAUUUCGCGCCAAUUUGUUCGCCACGGCCACACAUAAUAGAAAUUCGCUAUACUAAACCGGUGUAUAAUAUUGCUCUAUGAUGCAUAUUGCAUUUCUGCCUCAGUAUUCAGUUCAAUAUUUCAGUUGCGAUUUAUAAACUAAAGGUUUACACCUUAUUUUAUAAUAGUUGAUAUUAACUUACUACAAUAGUUUCUAUUUGUCUGCUGUUACUGAAAGUGAGUGGUAGAGAACAAUUAUCAAUUAACGUCAGUCAAAUUCCUUUAUCUUAACUAGUAUAGACUAUAGACUUCUGAUUUCUAUACCUACUGCAAUCUCACCGACAUUGGUGACAUUCGUCAUUUCGUUUUAUGUAAAUCCAGUUCAAAGAUAACCUUUCCUGCGUCUUGUUGUCGCCUAGGGUGAUUUAACAAAAUGACAAAGUCUGGUAUGAGGGGCGCAUUAAUUGUUUUGGAAGGCUGUGAUAGAUCAGGAAAAACAACCCAAUGUGCAAAAUUAGUUGAAGCUUUAAAUAGUAUGAAAAUACCAGCUAAAAAGAUAUCUUUCCCAGAUCGAUCUACUCCUAUUGGUUCACUAAUCAAUGAUUAUUUAUCAAGAAAAAUUGAGUUACCAGAUCGAUCAGUACAUUUAUUAUUCAGUGCUAACCGUUGGGAACUAGAACCAGAAAUUCGUAAGCAAAUUGAGUCUGGUGUAACAUUAAUUGUGGAUCGGUAUUCAUAUUCUGGUGUAGUUUUUACAAGUGCCAAAGAAUGCAUGGAUUUCAAAUGGUGUUGUGGACCAGAAAAUGGUUUACCAAAGCCAGAUAUAGUGAUGUUUUUAAAAUUAUCAACUGGUGAAAUGGCUAAAAGAUCUGGUUUUGGUGAUGAAAGAUAUGAAAAUAUUGAAUUCCAAAAUAGAGUCGAUAUCAAUUAUGAUAAAUUUAAAAAUGAUAAUUUUAUUCAAGUAGAUGCAGCUCAAGAUGUGUCUAUCUUAACAGACACUCUUUUAGGGCAAGUUUUAAAAACAAUAGACACUGUUAAGAACCAAGAGUUAGACGAUUUAGUUUUACAAUAAAACAAAGUUACCAAUGAUGAUAUUAUAGAACUAGUUAAUGUUUUAUAUUUUAAAUCAGUUUAUGAAUUUAUUCUCUUUCUAAAAUAAUCAUCAUUACCCUUAAUUAUGUUUUUCAAAAUGUGUAUAAUUAAAUAUUGUCAAUAAAUUUUAAGUCACUUUUAUUUAGUUUAAGCUUUUAUAAAUGAUGUUAAUAUAUUAUCUACCUGGCUUUAAUUUUAUUAUUAUUAAAAUUCAUAAGUUAUCUUUAAAAUAAUUUUGGGUAAAUGAGUAAGGUAUCUAUUGCUUUUAUUUUAAAACAAGUAUUUUAUACAUAAUAUUGAAUAUUUAUUUGGUGACAUACCUAAUAUAAUAUUAUAUAAUGCACUAA
Molecule: messenger RNA, 1887 nt
Organism: Metopolophium dirhodum (rose-grain aphid)
Lineage: Eukaryota; Metazoa; Arthropoda; Insecta; Hemiptera; Aphididae
Product: thymidylate kinase
Exons: 2
Coding region: 882-1520 (212 amino acids)
Biological process (GO): dUDP biosynthetic process; dTTP biosynthetic process; dTDP biosynthetic process
Cellular component (GO): cytosol; mitochondrion; nucleus
Molecular function (GO): ATP binding; dTMP kinase activity
Source: RefSeq, a predicted model, not a curated record